AUGGGUUUAAAGGAAAAUGAUGAAGAUCGGAGUCCCUUCCAGUGCUUGCUAGAUGCGGCUGCCUUGGUAGAGAGGUUGGACGAAGAAACGAUGAGACUGAAACUGAAACAAGGGUUGAACAAAAUUGACGACAACAACUCGUCUGGCGUUGAUACCCGACCCACAAACUAUACAACUGUGAGAAUAUUUGGAACUGAUGUUAUAAUUGCUGCCAUCGACGAAGACGUGAUUACGAACCAGCCUCCAGCUGGUUCUUCAAAGAAACGAAAAGAAAGGGUUGAGUCAAGUAGAGCAAAGCAGCCGAUGCCGAAACAGAAAAGGAAAAAGCUCAAGCACGAGGCUACUUUUGGGGCUCAACCCUGUUUGCCCCAAAGGUUCAAAGAGAUGAUCAAAUGCAUGGAUGGAAGCGACGAGAAACUAAUUAUACAAAAGGCACUCUACAAAACUGAUUUGAGCAAGCACCACGGACGUCUCUCCAUACCCAUGAAUCAAGUCGAGGUCGAGUUUCUUACAGAUGAAGAGCUGAAACAAAGCAGCAAGGAGGGGAUAGAAGCAUUGGUGAUUGAGCCAUGUUUGAAAACCAGGGACAUGAGUUUGAGAAUAUGGGACAUGCCAAAGCCAACAGGCCGUUUCAGCUCCCUCUAUGUCUUAGUAACUGGGUGGAAAUCCGUGGUAGAAGGUAAUGACUUGAAGGUAGGUGAUGUGAUUCAAGUGUGA
Molecule: messenger RNA, 717 nt
Organism: Gossypium arboreum
Lineage: Eukaryota; Viridiplantae; Streptophyta; Magnoliopsida; Malvales; Malvaceae
Product: putative B3 domain-containing protein At3g24850
Exons: 1
Coding region: 1-717 (238 amino acids)
Molecular function (GO): DNA binding
Source: RefSeq, a predicted model, not a curated record